CUUUGUUCUCGGUGGAGUGUUUUUUUUUCUCUUGAUGAAAUCUAUUGAAAAUUAUAACGAAAAACUAUUAUACCCCAUAAAAGUUUUCCCAAUAAAAUAAAAACCCAAUAGUCAUUGAAUUUAAAGUUUCUGAAUAGAUUUUUCAUCCUAAAAAAGUGUUGUAAAAAUUCUAGCAAAACAAAAUUCAAACAAUAAAAAAAAAACCAACCCAACUUAUUUUAGCUUUUAUAUUGCACACAUGCGAGAAUAGCAAAGCUAUAUAUUCAAAUAUAUAUCGUGUACCAUCCCACCAAAAAAAACAACAACUUGUCAAAAAUAAUCUUGUUGUCUCUACCUCUUCGUCACCCACAAAACAAACGUGAAGAAAAAGAAAAACCAUACUCUAUCGUCUUUCUGAUUGACAUUUGUGUGCGCGAAAGAAAGAAAAAGAUAUCUAAUCGAAUCAAAUAAUAAUCAAAAAAAAAAAAAAAAAUCAAGUGAAAUCCCCGAGUGUAAGCUGCUACUGUGAGAGGACAGGAUCUUGUUUGUCCCAAAAUUACAAUAAAAAAUUAACUAAACUUUUGCUCUACGGAAGUUCGUGACUCUUUGAAACCAAUACAACGGUGCAAGGUCGUCGUGUUCGAGAAAAAAAAGUGCUGUCAGCUCGAUAUUCUUCUUCGUAAGCCACAAAAAUCACACAGGAAAAAACCUCAACUCAACAACUUAAUACUAAAACCAGAAAAAUGGUUGACUACUAUAAAACACUAGAAGUUAUACGCACAGCCAAUGAUGUAGAAAUCAAGAAGGCCUACAGAAAACUAGCACUCAAAUGGCACCCCGACAAAAAUCCAGACAACUUGGAGGAAGCCAAUAUUCGUUUCAAAGAAAUCUCGGAGGCCUACGAAGUGCUCUCGGAUGAGAAGAAACGCCGCAUCUACGAUCAAUAUGGCAAAGAAGGGCUCAUUGGCGAAGGUCAAAGAAGUAGACCAUCUCGCAGAUACCAAGGCGGUAUGCACGAGUUCGAUGAGUACGACAUUAUGGGCGGGUUCCCAUUCGUAUUCCGGCCUCCGGACGAAGUUUUCCGUGAGUUUUUCGGAGUUAAUUCGCCUUUUGCGGAUUUGUUCCGCGAGGUACAUAGCACACAUCAUCCGGGACGCCGACAUGGAAGCAAUGGUGGACACCAUCAUCGUUCGGGAGGCGGUCCCGGUCAUCGUCAUUCGCAUCCGGCGCAAAAUAACAUGAUGACGUCGUUUAUGAGUCCUAUGGUUGGGUAUUCAAUGAUGGACUUUUUGAUGCCAUCGAACAGCUUCACCUCCUUCUCGUCGAUGAACGGGGCUAUCGGUGGGAGUGUGACACCGAGUGGUGCCAUUAAAAGAACCUCAACAUCGACCACCUUUGUGAAUGGUAAAAAAAUGAUGACCAAGAGGGUGAUCGAAAAUGGAAGAGAAACCGUUUUGAGCUACGAAAACGAUGUCCUUAAAUCAAAGACUGUGAAUGGGGUUGCACAGAAUCUCUCGUCGAUAGCAAACUGAAAGAAAGAAAGGUACAAUAUGUAAUUUGUGAUGUUACGAGAUCGCGAUAGAUAAAAGAGAGAAGAGAGUGAUGAGUCAUUUAUAUAAAAACAAAAUUAUUAAAACAACCCACAAGUCAACUAAAAAAAGAUUUAUUAAAAAAAAAAAACUAAAAAUAUAAAUGUAGCUAUAAACGGAUAAAUAAUAAUAAUCAAAUCAUUAAUAAAUACAAAAAAAUAUAUAUACAUAUAUCACACACACACAAAAUAGCAAAUAAUUGUAAUCGCGUGCGCUAUUUAUAUAGCGUUUUAUUAUUAUUAAUAAUUAUUAAACCUAAGUAACAGUACUAUUAUA
Episyrphus balteatus (marmalade hoverfly) is the source of this 1844-nucleotide messenger RNA. It is a transcript of the gene mrj, whose product is annotated as dnaJ homolog subfamily B member 6-B. The record is from RefSeq and is a predicted model, not a curated record. The coding region runs from base 723 to 1511 and encodes 262 amino acids. The transcript has 3 exons. NCBI's taxonomy places the organism in Eukaryota, Metazoa, Arthropoda, Insecta, Diptera, Syrphidae. Gene Ontology annotation, molecular function: Hsp70 protein binding.